This is a messenger RNA of Aspergillus caelatus, 805 nucleotides long. RefSeq lists its product as uncharacterized. The coding region runs from base 592 to 804 and encodes 70 amino acids. NCBI's taxonomy places the organism in Eukaryota, Fungi, Ascomycota, Eurotiomycetes, Eurotiales, Aspergillaceae. The transcript has a single exon. The record is from RefSeq and is a predicted model, not a curated record.
CUGGCACUAACCUAUAUAGCACGUACUGUAUCGUCCAGAAGACUUCCUUCGACUACUUCCUCUUGUAUAAGAAUCCAUAGUUGUUAACGAAAUUUGUUUUCUGAAUCAUUGACAGGAUACAUCAUCGAACAAUGACCUUUGUUGUUCCCGCUUCCAUGGACCCUACUAUGAAAUAUGGGAGUGUUUACCUCGAUUAUCCACUUCCACCCUGAUACACAGUAGUAGGGUGGAACGGGCUUGAUAGCUGCGUUGCCCCCAAUGUAUCCUUUCUACCCAACCAGCUCUACCUUUCAAGCUGAUACUACAAGGUAUUUUCAGUCACGCAUGAUUUAAAAACAAAAAAAAACAGAUAUGGUUUUACCAAAUAAUGCCUACUAGUCGGGGCUAUAAUGAAGCAUGGUGUUUUUGAUCUCCGUCUCCAAACAAAGGAUGGAGUCAACUGCAACCAUAUUGUGUGACCUUUCCUUUCAAAAUAUGCAGCUAAAUCAGCAAGACUCAAACGCUGGCUUGGUACCAAUACCCAAUGAAAAGGGCCACCCUUUGUUGGUCGUGGUGGUUGCCUUUGAAAUUGGGUUGUCCUUUAUUUCUUGAAUGACAGAUAUACCACAUUUCAUUCUAUAUUUAGCGUGCCUCAUGUUCCUGCGUUCAUGUCACAAGCAGACAGUUGAUGCUGGGCCAAGAGUCAGCCUCCAAAUGCGGUUGAGUCCGAAAUGGUUCCACAAUCACCUUAUGACCUAUAUAGGUAUUCUAGCACUGAAGGUAUUCCAAAAUAACGGUAUGGAAGAUUGUACACUCGGGGGUUAGC